Messenger RNA from Chrysoperla carnea, 730 nucleotides. RefSeq lists its product as uncharacterized. The coding region runs from base 5 to 550 and encodes 181 amino acids. The record is from RefSeq and is a predicted model, not a curated record. The transcript is spliced from 4 exons. Lineage: Eukaryota; Metazoa; Arthropoda; Insecta; Neuroptera; Chrysopidae.
UGAAAUGAAUUUUGCAAAAUGUUUAAUUUGUUUUUUUGGAUUAUGCUAUUUUGGAAAAAUUGUACGGGCUGGAUAUGAUUUAAAAUUAAAAGGCUACGAAAUCGAGGGUAAGGAUUAUUUUGAUUUAUCAGGAAUGAAAAUGAUUAAAAUGGGGAAGAAACGGUUUGGAUUUAAUGGUACGAUAAUUGUACAUCAAGAUAUUACCGACGAUUUGCAUGUUUCAUGUGCAGCUUGUAAAAAAACUGGAAGUCAUUAUAUAGAAACCUUAAGCAUACAUAUUAAAGACAUGAUUUUUUGUAACAUGUACGAGGAAGACCAAUAUAUUUCCCAAGAUUACAAACGAAGUAUUCAAGCUCCAAUGAAAUGUCCUAUAAAGAAGGGAACCUACCAUAUAAUCAAUUAUGAACCGGAUCCAAAAAGCAUACCACCAACUAUUCCGGAAGGUGAAUGGAGGGUUGUGAAUGAAUUUACAAUUACUAAAGAUGAUAAUAAUCGUGAAAUAAUUGGUAAAACUAUCAUGUUUUUCCUUGUUGCAAGAGCCCACGAUUAAAAAACAUUUCUAUGACAAAAUUUUAAGCAUGUAAUUUUAAUAAUUCAUUUUUAAGUAGGUACAUUGUAAUUUACUAUUAAUGAAUUUAUUAUUUAUGUAACUGUAAUUCUGUAUUAUCACCGCAGAGCCUUGAAGAAGUCAGCAAAUUUGAUGAAACGUUGGCGAUAAAUAAAAAAGUUU